AUGAGUACGACUUCCAGCCUACGAGUUGAGUGGGUCGAAGCGGAUACCAUUGCUGCUGGGACAGCUGCAGCUGGUUAUCUAGCUUACAAAAGAUUUUAUGUUAAAGAUCAUCGCAACAAAUCUAUGGUAAACCCUCACAUCCAGAAAGACAACUCCACGGUAGUACAUGCUUUUGACAGGGAGGAUUUGGGAGAUAAAGCUGUGUACUGCCACUGUUGGAGGUCCAAGAAGUUCCCACUCUGUGCUGGAUCGCACAUAAAACACAACGAAGAAACUGGCGACAACGUGGGACCUCUGAUCGUUAAGAAAAAAGACACUUAAAUGGACACUUUGGAUGCUGCAAACCAACUUGUCAUGAUGUUUCCCGAUUGUUCAAUUAGAAUGGUUCACUUCCCCUGGGUUCUAGAUGUGGUACAUUGCAAACUACAGCUUUCGCGUUCAAGGCAUUCGCCUUACUUG
Molecule: messenger RNA, 459 nt
Organism: Sus scrofa (pig)
Lineage: Eukaryota; Metazoa; Chordata; Mammalia; Artiodactyla; Suidae
Product: CDGSH iron-sulfur domain-containing protein 1
Biological process (GO): regulation of autophagy
Cellular component (GO): intracellular membrane-bounded organelle; mitochondrial outer membrane
Molecular function (GO): 2 iron, 2 sulfur cluster binding
Source: RefSeq, a predicted model, not a curated record